AUGGAGGGGGACGGAGGGGCCCGCACGCCGCAGGGACCCCGGUUGGCAAAGCGGGCUGCGGUCGCUUCUGAGGCAGGGGCCGAGGCGGCCGCCCGUGCCGGCGUGCGGGGACUCAGGAAGGUUGUGGCGGCGCCGCCGGCCCAAAAGGGAGACGGCAUGAGGCCUCGGGACCAGGCGGUUUGGAGGGACCCGGCCGUGCCAGCAGCAAAGCGCCGCCGCACAGCGCCAGAGGUGGCCGCCGGGUCUGCAGGCGGCGGCGGCGCGGCCGCGCCGGCCUGGGCAGGGCGCGGCCCCCUGCACGGGCGCGCCCGCGGGCAGCAGCGCGUCGCGGCGCCCCACUGGCGGCGCCCCGCAUCAGAGUCGGAGGAGCAGCGGGAUCAGGAGCAGCAGCAGCAGCGGGCGGCCAAGCGGCAGGGGUAUGACAGCAAGCAGCAGCUUAGGGGCGCGCAACCACACCCCAAGCGCCAGCCCCUGCGUGCCCUCCAGCCGAAGUCGUGUCAAGAUGGCCGCGGCGGCGGUCUGGCACCAGCAGGCGCCAGGCAGGCCGCCUGCGCUGGCGGCGCGGCGCAGCUGCGCCCCAAGGGGGCGCCGCAGGGGCUGGCCGCGGGUGGCGCAGGUUUGGAGCGGGUUGCGAAAGAUGACGGCCGGCCGCAGCGCAGCAACGUGUUGCAGCGGCGGCGGCGGCGGCAGCAUUGCCAGGAGAUGGCAGAGCAGAGGAUUGAGGAGUGGGAGGACCAGGAUGCUUUGUCCGAUGAGUCAGAAGCUGACGAGGACAGCGACUAUGCGGCUUCCAGCGGCGGCUCCGAUGCGGCAAGCGACACACAGGUGCUGGGCUGCUCGCCGUUUUCAGCAGAGGAGGAGGCUGACGAAGAUGCGGAGGAGGAAGGCGCCUGGAUGGAGGGUCCUGGCGGAAGCAGCAUAAGCACCGGCAGCAGCAGGGACAGCGGCAGCGAGCCCGAGGGCGACGAGCGGGGUGCCGGCGCGCGACGACGCCCCCCGCGGAAGCGGCGCGCCUCGCCGGCGCCGCGGCCGCGGAGGCGGGCGGCCGGUCGGGACGCGUGCCGCGUGCGCGCAGACCAGCACAUUCGCGGAGCACGCCACCCGCGCGUGCGAGAGACGCCCCUCUCGGCAGCCGAAGUCGCGGCGGCCGCGGCAGCGGCGCUUGGGGGGGCCCGCUCGCGGCAGCAGGAGCCCCCCCACGCUCCACUGCUGCGGCUGCGCCACGGCCCGCUCGCCCCCGAGCCCGCGCCCGCCGCCGCCCGCACCUCCCCUCGGCCGGGCCAGACACCGGCCAUCGCGGCGGUGGUGGCCGCGGCGGCGGCCGCGGCAGCCGCUGUUGUGCGCAGGGCUGUGUGCAGCGUCUCAGGCGGCGCUGCCGCGGCGGCGACACGACAGGAGCGGCGUGCGGCCGCGGUCGGCGCGCAGCAUGGCGCUGAGGCGGCGAGCAGGGUUCCAGCGAAACACACCGCGGCGGGGCGCCGCGCCCCUGCGCGCUGA
Monoraphidium neglectum is the source of this 1497-nucleotide messenger RNA. RefSeq lists its product as hypothetical. Lineage: Eukaryota; Viridiplantae; Chlorophyta; Chlorophyceae; Sphaeropleales; Selenastraceae. The record is from RefSeq and is a predicted model, not a curated record. The transcript has a single exon. The coding region runs from base 1 to 1497 and encodes 498 amino acids.